AUUCAUUUGAGAGCGUUGCUGUUUGAAGAUGAUUUCGCUCAUUAUAUUUGCCCUUUUGAGCAUCUUUGAACCAUCUUUUACGGAGGGAUGUGGUAUGCGUCCUGCUUUCGCCCGUGUGGUGAAUGGUGAAAAUGCCACGCCCCACUCCUGGCCAUGGCAGGUUUCUCUCCGUGUGAGAGGUGGACACAUCUGUGGUGGAUCCCUAAUCAGACCUGACUGGAUCGUCACAGCAGCACACUGUGUCUAUAGAAAUCCCAAUCCAAGUGGAUACACAGUUGUCGUGGGGGCACACAGGCGACGAGGAACCACACCUGUGCAGCAGACGUUUCAAGUUAUAACUCUCCACAAACACAGUGUCUUUACCAUGAGGAACUUGAAACAUGACGUUGCAGUUCUUCAGCUGGAUAAAAACGUACGGUUGAGUGACAAAGUGAAUACAGUUUGUCUCCCAAACAAAGCUGCAGAUUUAAAUUCCAAGUGUUACAUAACAGGUUGGGGACGCAUCAGUGGUAACGGACCAGCAGCAGACAUACUGCAGCAAGCCAAGCUCCCGCUUGCAUCGCAUGAGGCUUGCAAGAGAAAGUACGGUGGUACAAUUGACAGUCGAGCUCAUUUGUGCGCUGGAGAAGGUCGAAGUAGUGCUUCAGGGGGAUGCAAUGGCGACAGCGGUGGCCCGCUUGUUUGUGAGAUGGGAGGCAAGUGGUACCUACACGGUGCUGUCAGUUUUGGGACGCGAAGUUGUCCAACAACCCACUUUACAGUUUUUGCCAGAAUUACUACAUACAAGUCGUGGAUAUUGCAAAAGAUAGACUUGUUUCCAGGAGAGGGAAGCGGAGGACCCAACACCCCAAUGCCUCCUCAGACACCUCGUCCGCCCAGCUGCAAUGACAGAAUGGGUUCACGAAGAUGCUCCCUCGUCCGUAGAUACGGGUAUUGCCGAUACAACCAAUACAAGAAUAAAUACUGCCGCAAGACUUGCAGAUCUUGUUGAAAGAGAUCAGUUGUCUACAUUUAUUAAAGAAAGCAACACACGGACACUCAGACAGGGAUUCAACAUUCAACGAGUAGAUUAAAACUUUUGUCCUUUCAAGAAUAAAGAAGCUGCAAAGAAAAAAGAAAUGAGAAGUUUUUGCGUUUUAUGAUUUUCUUAGUCUGCAACAGAGUUCUUUCAUUUUACAAUACUGGGUUCUUGUUUACUGAGCUGACAUCAUUAUGCAAGUCGUGUUAUACAAAUAUUCCAAUUUCAGCUUACUUGAACAGCAACUUCUCUUCCUUCACUAAUAUUCAUAUAA
Messenger RNA from Stylophora pistillata, 1292 nucleotides. RefSeq names its product elastase-1. The record is from RefSeq and is a predicted model, not a curated record. NCBI's taxonomy places the organism in Eukaryota, Metazoa, Cnidaria, Anthozoa, Scleractinia, Pocilloporidae. Gene Ontology annotation, biological process: proteolysis. Gene Ontology annotation, molecular function: serine-type endopeptidase activity.